Molecule: messenger RNA, 3321 nt
Organism: Eimeria mitis
Lineage: Eukaryota; Apicomplexa; Conoidasida; Eucoccidiorida; Eimeriidae
Product: Zinc finger SWIM domain-containing protein 5, related
Cellular component (GO): cytoplasm
Molecular function (GO): ubiquitin-protein transferase activity
Source: RefSeq, a predicted model, not a curated record
AUGGGUUCUUCUGUUGAGGACGAAGACGAGGAGUCUCUGUCUUCGUCUGUGCCCUCUGAGGGUUCAGCAGCACCAGCAGCAGCAGCAGCAGCAGGAGCAGCAGCAGCAGCAGGAGCAGCAGCAGGAGCAGCAGCAGGAGCAUCGGUGGUGGUGGCUGAGGCGGAGACACCGCCGUCUGGGGUAGAGGAGCUUGAGCCUGCUGUGUUUGGUGAUGCUCUCUUAUCUGCUGUUUAUCUAUGCUGGCAGGUGUAUGCAACAUUUGCUGUUGCUGCUGCUGGUGGUGCUGCUGUUGCUGCUCCUGCAUCCACUGGUCCAUCUCCUUCGGGGCCUUAUCCUAUAUCAUCUGCAGCAGCUGCAGCGGCUGCAGCAGGCAGCAGCAGCAGCAGCAGCAGCCGCAGCAGCAGCAGCAGCAGCAGCAGCAGCAGGGGCUUUGUCUCCUUUCCUUGGUGGCCAUUGGUCCCUCUGCGUGUAAAGAUAAACCCGCUAGCGUAUGCAGCAACUUUUGAGGUUUUGGGUGUUUUCUUUCGCAGCGCAUUGAAGGCAGCAGAGAGAGCAGCAGCAACAGCAGCAGCAGCAGCAGCAGAUGCAGCAAGAGCUGAUCCAGGUGGACGAUGGGAUAAAGCAAAUGGUGCUGCUGAUGCUGCUGCUGCAGCAGCAGCAGCAACUGCAGCAGGAGUUGCUGCGUUCCAGCUUCUAUGGCCCCCACACCCACGAGAGCUGCAUAGAGCUUUACUAUGGAGAUUUCAAUUCCUUAUAAACAACACAGAUUCUCUUCGUUUCCUCUUGCCGCUGCUGAGCCGCCCCCGGCUCCCCCGUCUCUGCUGCCCCAGCCCGCUGCCUACAGCGGAGCUCCCCCGCACCGCAGCAGCAGCAGCAGCAGCAGCAGCAGCAGGAGCAGCAGCAGGAGAAACAACGAAUGGAGAUGAUGAUGGUGGUGAUGAUGGAGCCCUGCUGCAGCACAGGCACAGCCGCUGUGUCUUCGGCCCCCUUGUGGCGGACCGCUCGCGGCCCCUUGACUCUGCAUGCACAUGGGGGCUCAUGAAGAGCUGCUGCAGCAGCAGCAGCAGCAUAAACACCACCACCACCACCACCAGCUGCAGCAGCAGCAGCAGCAGCAGCAGCAGCAGCAGCAUGGGUCCACCUGUGCCUGUACUGGAGCGGCUGGUGAGCCGUGUGCGAGAGUUUUUGCUUCCGUUUCACCACAACUGGGCGUUUGGUGCUUCAAUACUAUAUCAGAAGAUACAGCUGGAUAGGAGGAGAGGGGGGGAUGCAUGCAGCGCAGAGGAGCGUCUAUACACCCCGCCCUCUGUGGCUCAGCAGCUGGCUUGGGGGGCCGUUGCUGCCCCCAGGGACGUGCUGCUGCAGCGGCACUGGGGGGCCCUCGCUACCCUCCUAGCUCUACGCGGCCUGUACCCUGAGGCCCCCCAGCCUCAGGACCAGCGCACGUUCUGUCCGCGUGUGGGUACUGGUAGUCUGUCUCUGGGGCGUAGUUUGCCUGGUGGUGCUGCAGCAGCAGCAGCAGCAGCAGCUGCUGCUGCUGCUGCACCCGAAGAUAUCAAUGGGUCUGAUGAGGAUCUGUCUCUGCUGCCGGAGACAGAGUUUUCUUCUUCUCUCGUGAAUCAGCUGUCGCAGCAGCUGCUGCGUAUCCCUGCUGCAUCGCUGCUUGCUGCUGAACGUUGCUUCUCUGUAGAGCUGCGGGGGGAGGGGGCCCAGGACCUGGGGGGCCCCUAUGCUGAGGUGUUGAGCGCUGUAUGUGACGACCUGCUAGGCAGCAGGCUGCUGGUACCCUCCAGCAACGCCCGCGCGGGUGUGGGUGAGGGGCGAGACUUCACGGCCAUCAACCCAAUGCUGCGGGACCUGCUAGUCCCUGCUGCUGCAGCAGCUCCCUCUCCUCUUCCUUCUCUGGUUGCUGACGCUCCCCCGUUGCUGGUUGCUGCUCCUGAGCUGAGUUCUUCUGCAGCAGCAGGUGCAGCAGCAGCAGCAGCAGCAGCAGGAGCAGCAGGAGGAGGAGGAACUGCAGCAAGAGCAGCAAGGGAUGGACCAAUGGCGCUGGUGCUGCCGCACGUGCAGCAGCAGCAGAGUGCAUACAGUGCUCUGGUUGGGUCGUUGCUGGAUGGAGAUAAAGAGGAUGAGGAGAGCUUGCUGCUGCGGUUCUGGGGUGUAUACGGGCUUACAGUGUACGGGCGCAACGUGGCCCGCGCGCUGCAGGCCGUGGGUGUGCUGAUGGGCUGCGCGGUGACCUCUAUGAGCCCCCUCAAUAUGUCCUUCACUCCAGCUGUAUGGUCGAUGCUGCUGGGGCACCAGCCCCCACCAGACCUGCUGCUGCAGCAAGACUUGCUAGCAGCAAAGCAUCUACGCAGACUGCACGCACCCAUUGCUGCUGCUGCUGCUGCUGCUGCUGCUGCAGCAGCAGCAGCAGCGGGUGCAUCCGCUCCAGGAGACGAAAUGCUUCCAUCAGCCUCAGGCAACAGCCCUAACGAGACAGUCUCAUCAGCAGUUGCUGCUGCAGCAGCUGCAGCAGCUGCAGAUGCCGCAGCAAAGGCUGCUGCAGCAGCGGGUGAGGAUGAAGAAGAAGCCCGAGAAGAAGCUGCUGCUGCUGUGCAGGUGCUGCUGCAGCGCGGCGCCUGCAUCGAUGACUCUGUCGGUAGGCCGCUGCCCCUCGCCCCCUCUUGGGAUCGUCUCCGUCUGUCUCCUCAAGACCUCCCGGCUAUACUAGACAUAGAGCAGUAUGCGAAGCUAUCUGAGGGUUUCGAGGCUAUCUCCCUGAUGGCUUGGGGCCUUCACCAGGUCGUGCCGCUGCCCAUACUGCGGGCGCUGCUGCGGCCCGACAGUCUGCGGCUGCUUGUGUGCGGCGAGCCCGACAUAGACGUUGAGUUGCUGAAGCGUAACUGCAAGGUUGUCUGGGAUCGUUACAGCGAUAGAGAACGUCAGCUGGUGGGAUGGCUGUGGGAGGCUCUGCGGGGGUUCAGUGCGGCAGAGCGUCGGCUCUUCCUGCGGUUUGUUUCGGGGCGCUCGCGGGUGCCGCAGAGCUGGGUUCUCGGUGACCGCACGCCUGGGGCAACUCGGAUGUUUGAGCUGCAUAUCAUGAGAGACGAAGAGGCGCUGGAGGCGGUGGAUACAUCUUUCUCAGGCCCCCGACAGGUUUCUGGUCAACGUGUAGACGAUCGGCUACCAUCCGCAAGCACUUGUUUUUUUAUGAUGAAACUCCCAAAGUAUUCAUCUUUUGCUGUUUUACAAACGAAACUACGCACAGCUAUCACCUCUUGCUUCGAAAUAGAUCUUGAUGCUAUGCACCAUAACGCUAACGCCCCCCACCAUUGA